CUUAACAAGCACAUCUACAGCAUCUACCAUGGGCCACUCCUCAGAAAUCAUUAAUGCUUUUUGGCCCAAAGUAGAUACAAAGAAAAUAGGAGGAGAAGCUCUUACCAGGUAUUUAACAAAUAGAGUAAACCUGGGCUCUGUUGACGCCAUCAGCCACAAUUCCAAGGUGAUUGCUCAUGGUGAGAAGGUGUUAGCUGCCAUAACAGAAGGCUUGAAACAUCUGGACAACCUCAAGCCACACUUUGCCAAGCUGAGCCAGUACCACUCUGAAAAACUUCAUGUGGAUCCAGCUAACUUUUAUCGCUUUGGGGAUGUGCUGAUUAUUACCUUGGCUCUACAGUUCCAUCAGGAGUUCACCCCAGAAGUGCAGUGUGCUCUCCAGUCAGCAUUUCAUUCUAUUGGUAAUGCCCUGGCCAAGUGUUAUCACUGAGUUACCCCUACAGCCAAAUAAAGGAGUUUGAAGCUACGACAGUCUGCAACUACUUUCAAGAAUAUUUAAAAUGUAGCAAUUUGAUUUUGCUCCUAAUAAAAUCAAUAAUCAUUUC
Nanorana parkeri is the source of this 545-nucleotide messenger RNA. Its product is annotated as hemoglobin subunit beta-like. Lineage: Eukaryota; Metazoa; Chordata; Amphibia; Anura; Dicroglossidae. The record is from RefSeq and is a predicted model, not a curated record. Gene Ontology annotation, biological process: hydrogen peroxide catabolic process; oxygen transport. Gene Ontology annotation, molecular function: oxygen binding; oxygen carrier activity; peroxidase activity. The transcript has 3 exons. The coding region runs from base 29 to 430 and encodes 133 amino acids. Gene Ontology annotation, cellular component: haptoglobin-hemoglobin complex; blood microparticle; hemoglobin complex.